Molecule: messenger RNA, 924 nt
Organism: Chanos chanos (milkfish)
Lineage: Eukaryota; Metazoa; Chordata; Actinopteri; Gonorynchiformes; Chanidae
Gene: hsd17b3
Product: hydroxysteroid (17-beta) dehydrogenase 3
Exons: 11
Coding region: 1-924 (307 amino acids)
Cellular component (GO): endoplasmic reticulum
Molecular function (GO): testosterone dehydrogenase (NADP+) activity
Source: RefSeq, a predicted model, not a curated record
AUGGAGUUUUUGGAACUGCUCUUCGUCUCAGCUGGGCUGUUUGCAGUCCUGUUCUAUGGAGGGAAAAUAGUGGGCUUGGUGAUGAUGCUUUGGCCAAGCAUUUGGUACCCUCUGCCUGGGUCCUUUUUCACCUCCGUGGGGCAAUGGGCAGUGAUCACGGGAGGUUCGGACGGAAUAGGAAGAGCCUUUGCAUUGGAGUUAUCAAAGAAAGGGAUGAAUGUGGUCAUCAUUAGCAGAAAUCAGGAGAAACUGGACAGAGCAGCAAAGGAUAUAGAGAUUACUCACGGGAGAAAGGUCAAGGUCGUAGUUGCGGACUUCACAGAAGAUGACAUUUAUCAGCGUAUAGAAAAGACUCUCUCAAGCUUGGACAUAGGCAUUUUAGUUAACAAUGUUGGUAUUCUACCUACUCCUACACCCUGUAAGCUACUGGAGACAACUCAUCUAGAGCAGAGAAUCCAACAAGUGAUAAACUGCAAUGUAAAAGCCAUGGUGAAGAUGUGUAGUAUCGUCCUUCCUGGGAUGGAGAAAAGGGGGCGUGGUUGCAUCCUGAAUAUUUCUUCUGGCAUUGCAAAAAUACCAUGUCCCACUUACACCCUGUAUGCAGCAUCAAAGGUGUUUGUAGAGAUGCUCUCACAAGGUCUUCAAGCUGAGUACAGAUCAAAAGGCAUUAUUGUCCAGUCAGUGGCUCCCUUUGGCGUAUCUACAGCUAUGACGGGCUACCAGAAACCAGACAUGGUCACUCUGUCACCAAAGGAGUUUGUGAGAACGUCUUUAAUGUAUGUCAAGGCUGGAGACCUAUCGCACGGGACCAUUUCCCAUACAAUCCUGGGUUGGAUUGUACAAGCCAUCCCAACCUGGGUUCUUCAAACGGAAGCUUUCCAGUGUAACUUUAUGGAGUUCGUGAAACAAAAAGUUGACCCCUGA